AUGCCAUCUAUUUUAUCAAUUAUCUGGAAUAACAAGUUCAACCUUCCCCCCCUUCCAGCACCCAAUACUUUUUUAGGAAAAUCCAUUCUUAUCACCGGUGCAACAUCGGGAAUAGGUUAUGCAACUGCAGUACAUUUUGUCAGUCUGGGUGCAAGAUCUGUGAUCAUAACCGGAAGAUCGCUUGCGAAAGGGGAACUAGCAAAGGCUAGAAUAGAAGAUGAGACGAGCACAAUUGGAAAAAACAUUGUAAGAUGCAUGGACCUUUUGAUUUCUGAAGUUCCAUCAAGUAUUCAGAUCAGCUGGAAUAUUGAAUUACUUUCAGAUGUCUACGGGCUUCCAAAUGUUGAAAGGUUAGACAUGAGCACCUUUGAAACUAUAAAUGAAUUCGCAGGGAAAGUGACAAGGGAUAUUCAAGAGAUCGACUUCGUUUGUUUGAAUGCUGGAGCUAUUUCCACUAAACACAAACUAGGCAAGGAAGGAUACGAAGCCAUGAUUGAGAUAAGCGUUCUUGGAACUUCUUUCUUGGCGUUACUACUACUGCCUUGGAUAAAAGCAGUUGGAAGAGGAAUUGCUCAUUUGGGCAUAGUAACAAGUGGAGUUCAUAGGAGCGUUGACAUCUCCAAGUGGCCGAAAGAUAAUGUGCUCAAAUAUUGGAGCGCGAAAGAGAACUGGAAGGACGGGCAAAGUGGUUAUGGUCUAGCCAAAUUGCUCCAACAGUAUGCGGUCAAUGAACUCGCCAAGUUAGCACUGAGAGCUGACGGAAAGCACAAGGUCAUUGUGAACUCAAUUUGUCCAGGAAUGGUAAAAUCAGACCUUGGACGAGAGUACAACACCGGUGUAGCCAUGGGUAUAAUUAUCAAUUUGUGGAUGGGUCUUGCUUGCAAGACUACUGAAGGUGGUGCUCGAACUUACGUCCUUGCAGCCCUCACUCCUUCAUCGGAACAUGGAGCACAUUACACAAAUUAUGAGACGGAGGAAAAGUAUAAGAAUUCCGUUGAGCAUAAUAUUUUUGGAGACGAGGGCCAAAACAUGCAGGUGCAAGUUUGGAAAGAGAUAUUGGAAAUAGUGGAUAAAAAGUAUCCAGAAGUGGUCGAGAGAGUUCAUAGUUGA
This is a messenger RNA of Botrytis fragariae, 1110 nucleotides long. Its product is annotated as putative short-chain dehydrogenase reductase family protein. Lineage: Eukaryota; Fungi; Ascomycota; Leotiomycetes; Helotiales; Sclerotiniaceae. Bases 1 to 1110 code for a protein of 369 amino acids. The record is from RefSeq and is a predicted model, not a curated record. The transcript is spliced from 7 exons.